AUGCUGCGAAAAUCGGGCACCAACAGAUCUCCGCCAUCGACAUGUGCAGAUUCGCCGUGCUCACCGUGCAGCGAAUCGUAUGGAGCAUCCGAAUUCGUGACAGAAUUUGGUGAUCAACAGCUUCAACCUCCACAGCCCCCGAUCGGCGACUUACCAAUUGAACCAUCAACAGCAGAAGCUCUGCUUUUAGCAGCAGAAGCACAACUCCCAACACAGUCAUGUCGCGUGGACAAUUCGCUAUUGGUUCUGACGAAAAAAUUUAUGCAACUACAGCCUCAGGGAAAUCAAUCUGGCUUGCUGAAUUUAAAUGAAGCAGCCGAAAGGUUGGGUGUGCAGAAACGACGCCUUUAUGAUAUAACAAAUGUACUGGAAGGAAUUGACAUGAUCGAGAAAAUGGGCAAAAAUAGCAUACGAUGGAAGAGUCGUGAUGAACUCGGUUCUUGUGGAAUCGAAGCUCAGAGGCUAAAAGAAGAAAAUAAAGAUUUGGAACAACAGGAGCAGUUUUUGGAUUCACUGAUCUCAAAUGUUUCGAGCGCUUUGAAGCUAGCCAAGGAAGAUCCAACUGAUCAAGCUUAUGGCUACGUGAAAUAUUUUGAGUUGUGUUCGCUGCCAGGAAUGUCCGAGCAGACGUUAAUAGCAGUGAAAGCACCGGCAGAUUCCUAUUCUUCUAUAGAUGUAACGGAUCCGGUUGAAUCUGGGAAAUUUGAAAUGAUGAUCAGGAAUACGAUGGGCCAACCGUUGGAAGCCUAUCUGUGUCCAGAUAUUUUGCCUGAAGCAACUCCAGAACAAAACGAGUCAAAUGUGUAUCCGACCAGCACGGUAAAACAGGAGCUACCAGAACAGCAAGAUUGGUCCCAGCAAUCCGAUGCAUCGGGCCCAGUGAUCAGCGGAGGAAUGCCUCCUCCUCCUCAAGCAGUAUUGCCUCAAUGCGCAAGUUCAAAUGCGGAGGCCGCGACAAAUCCCUACAGUUUACUGAGCCUUGAUCCGGUUUCGGAUGAUGAGCCAUACAUGUUUGGUAUGGGUCCGCAGGAUUCGCUGCAAAAUUUGUUCGAUUGGCCGUAG
Messenger RNA from Gongylonema pulchrum, 1062 nucleotides. NCBI's taxonomy places the organism in Eukaryota, Metazoa, Nematoda, Chromadorea, Rhabditida, Gongylonematidae. The record is from the annotation of a GenBank genome assembly.